Topomyia yanbarensis is the source of this 5276-nucleotide messenger RNA. RefSeq names its product 5'-3' exoribonuclease 1 (gene pcm). Bases 153 to 5087 code for a protein of 1644 amino acids. The transcript has 9 exons. NCBI's taxonomy places the organism in Eukaryota, Metazoa, Arthropoda, Insecta, Diptera, Culicidae. Gene Ontology annotation, cellular component: nucleus. Gene Ontology annotation, molecular function: RNA binding; 5'-3' RNA exonuclease activity. Gene Ontology annotation, biological process: nuclear-transcribed mRNA catabolic process; rRNA catabolic process. The record is from RefSeq and is a predicted model, not a curated record.
UCCAUUUUUGCUGUGAAGUUGUGUUCAUUGAGGAGCGUUGAGCAAUUUUUUGAAAUAGAUUUAUUUCUAUUUUAUUUAUUACCUCAUCAAAUUAUUGAAGAAUAUUGUAUUUCUAAACUAUAUAAUCAGUUCUAGUUCAUAAACCUAGAAAAAUGGGAGUUCCUAAGUUUUUUCGCUACAUUAGCGAGCGCUAUCCUUGCUUGAGUGAGCUGAUCCGCGAAAAUCAGGUCCCAGAGUUCGACAACCUGUAUCUCGACAUGAACGGCAUUAUUCACAAUUGUUCCCACCCAAAUGAUUCGGAUGUGUUUUUCCGAAUCACAGAGGACAAAAUUUUUUCGGAUAUUUUCCACUAUUUGGAGUUUUUAUUUCGCAUGAUUCGGCCGCAGAAAUUAUUUUUCAUUGCCGUCGAUGGAGUGGCACCCAGGGCUAAAAUGAAUCAACAGCGUGGACGACGUUUUCGGUCGGCUCGCGAAGCGCAGGAACAGGCGGAACAAGCUGAGAAGAAAGGCCAUGUGCUCCCAAUCGAGGCCAGAUUUGACAGUAACUGUAUCACACCAGGAACAAGUUUCAUGGUUCGACUACAAAAAGCGAUGGAGCACUUCAUCAAAGUGAAAAUUAGCACAAACCCGCUCUGGAAGCACUGUAAAGUGAUUCUGAGCGGACACGAGACACCCGGCGAAGGCGAACACAAAAUUAUGGAAUAUAUAAGGCAUGCGAAAGCUGCGCCUGGAUUUGAUCCGAAUACGCGGCACUGUUUAUACGGGUUAGACGCUGAUUUGGUCAUGCUGGGGCUUUGUACACACGAAAGACACUUUUCCUUGCUACGAGAGGAAGUUAAAUUCGGUAAAAACGAAAAGAAAUGUACCAUUGUAGAGGAAACUCGUUUCUAUCUGCUACAUCUCACACUAAUGAGGGAGUAUUUGGAGUUGGAGUUUGCUCCUGUGAGGGAUAAGUUAAAUUUUGAAUUUAACAUCUAUAAGCUGAUAGACGACUGGGUGCUGAUGGGUUAUAUGGUUGGAAAUGAUUUUAUUCCUCAUCUUCCCCAUUUACAUAUAAAUGAGAACGCACUGCCAACGUUGUUUCAAGCUUAUAUGGACGUAAUGCCCUCGUUAGAUGGGUACAUAAAUGAAGGAGGAAUACUGAACUUGCGUCGACUAGAAGUGUUUAUGGAACGACUAGCGCGAUUUGACAGGGACAUCUUUCUAGAACAUUACACGGACUUGAAGUAUUUCAAAUCAAAGAGGGGAUCGGAUAAUAUGGAAGCUUUCGACGUUACCAUCGAUGAUAUCAAGGCAGAAGCUGAAAUGAAUUGUGAUUUGUCAGCACUUAUUCAGGCAUCGGAGGAUAUGUUCUUGGAUGAUGAAGAGGAAUCGACGUCCGGAGACAUUGAAAAUGAUCCGGAGUUCUUUGAAAAAGAAUUUACUGCAUACAAGAAAAACUACUACAUCACAAAAAUGGGAUAUCAACAUUUUAAUGAAGAAACAAGGGCUGAGCAAGCUGAGUGCUAUGUACGAGCACUUCAGUGGACACUGUUGUAUUACUAUCGCGGUGUAUCCUCGUGGUCUUGGUUCUAUCCACAUCACUAUGCACCAUUUAUUAGUGAUGUGCAACACUUCAAACAUCUAACAAUUCAUUUCGAGAUUGGAAAGCCAUUCCUUCCAUUUCAGCAGCUCUUGAGUGUACUUCCAGCGGCCAGCAAGGACCAUUUGCCCACCGCAUAUCAUAAGCUCAUGACUGACCCAAGUAGUCCGGUGUUUGAUUUUUACCCACAAAACUUUAACACAGAUCUCAACGGGAAACAACAGGACUGGGAAGCGGUAGUACUAAUUCCAUUCAUUGACGAAAAGCGCCUUUUGAGAUCAAUGGAGCCGUGUGAUGCCUUUCUAACGGACGAGGAAAAGCAGCGAAACGUUCAUGGUCCAAUGUUUCAGUUCGAAUACGAUCAAGCGGGAACCACUCUACUACCAGCAAACUACGGAUUUGAUGAUGUCGCUCAACUGAAAGUAUCAGAAACUCACAUUUACCGAGAUGAUCUACGAGUUGCAGAGCAGAAACUUGUAUUGGGACCAUCCAAGGGCUGCAUUCUGGACGGGUACAUCAAAGGAUUCCCCACGAUGAAGCAUCUUCAGUAUCAUGGUACCCUUAAGGAACUCCGUAUCAAGGUGUUCAACUAUCCCAGUCGUAAGCCGAGUAUGCUAGUGAUCAUCGAUCGUCCGUCUGAUAGUGUGAAAUCGACGGAAAUGCUCGCGCAGGAAAUGCUCGGUCGUAUUGUUUACGUUAGUUGGCCCCAUCUGACCGAAGCGAAAGUGGUCAAGGUAGUCGAUGCGGCGAUGAUCUACGAAAAGGAUCACGAGCCGCGACAAAAUAAUCCUACGUUUUUCGAUGCCUGUCGGAAAGCUAUAAUUGAACACAAUAUAAACCGUUUGGCUAUCGACGUGGGUAAAGUUGAACAGUUGGUUGCCGUACGGACAUGUGUUGGUAGUGAAUACGUACUUCGAGAUGAUCGAUAUGUACUGAAUAAGCUGUGGAAUGUUGGGGAAACUAUGUACCCUGUACAGACCGUUGUAAAAGACCUGCGAGAAGUACUUAAAACUAUGAAACCGUACCAAGAAAUCAAUGAAAUGUUUCCAGAGAACUGUUUGGUGUUUCUUCGGGCGACCGACUGGUACGGUAGUUUGGGACACGUGCUGGACGUGACUGCUGGCCACAAACGAAUAAAAUCACGGUUUGAAAUACACGUUGAACCGAACCUAGAUAAGGUUGUGGAAAUCAAUGAGCAGGCUAAAAGUCACUACCUCGGCAUCCAGGAUGCUGCUUCGGUGAUUGGGAUUUCACCCAAUCUGUUAUGUAGAUUGUCCUCUACAAUAUUGAUUGUUACGGGCGGUCGCAGGUCAGUCAACGUGGACGAACGUGGUAAAAUGAACAUUGGGCUUCAGAUAAGAAUGGUAACACAAAACGAAGAAACGGUCGGGUACACGAAAAAGGUCGACAGAAUGUGGAUGUUUUCCGAGAAAGCUAUUAGGCUAAUUGCUGAGUACUACGAAAAAGUUCCGCAUCUUUUCAGACGGCUGGAACAGUACGGCAAAUGUGAUAACCUGUUUGAAGACGAGAUGCUUGGUGAAAAUAAUGAGGACGGAAUCACAUUGAAGGAGCUUGUUGCAUGGAUUAAAAGCCAAGAUCACACAAAGGCGGAAAGACGACCUUGCGGCACUAAAAUUCUAGAACCUACUGCUAUCGAAGAGUUAGUCAAGAUUAUAAAUGAAUCCCGCAAUAAAACUCCGCUUUUGCAGACUAUGUUUGUUCAUGCAAAAAAUCUUUACAAACCGGGGAUGAAGCAAUCCAAAAGUAUCGAUCAUCAUGCAAACUUCGAAUUAUUAGAUCGUGUCAUCAUCGCACGUGAAACCGAAGUUGUGCCGUUAGGUUAUCGCGGAACGAUAGUUGGAAUUCAUUUUGCGAAAGAUCCAAACCCGGUACGGCAAGAAAGCGUUACCAAAGAAGAUAAGUACUUUGACAUUCUUUUUGACAAAGAAUUUCCCAAUGGUGUACAGAUAUUCGGUCUUGAAGAGACGAACAAUCGUGUAGUUCGAGUAGCUGAAGGUGCUGUCUUAAAUAUUACUUUCGGUAGGGCAGAAGUAGAAUAUAGACAAGUGGAUCCAUCGCAACCAAUUAUCCUACCGGCGGAGGAAUUUUUACCGAACGGGAAACCUAUGGUUAAAGUUCAACAAAAACUAGAAGCUGUGAGAAAAGUUCCUUCAAAACCACCACCGACGGCAGAGUCGAUCAAGAAAAGACUCAACGAAAGAAUCGAAAAGAAAAAUCCAACAAAAGCGUUUGUUAUGGCAAAUCGAAAGCCGCUGGAAGAACAAGAAACCAACUCACAACAGAGUGCGUGUGAUUUCGAGCAUCUAUGGAAUAAAUUACGAGAAUCCGCCCAAGUGUCGUCCACGUUAAAAGACCGAGAUAUAAAGAGCUUUGUUGGUAAUAGUACAGUAUUACAUCAGCAACAACCCCAGCAACAGCAAAUACCGCUCAAUGUGGUACCGCCAGUAGUGCAACACGUAAACAGCGAUAGCUCAACUGUGAAAACGGCAGCAGACCCGACGAAUAUGUUGAAAAUGAUACUCAAAAUAAGUAAUGAACAUGAGACUGAUGAGAAGAAGAUAACUGUAUUGAAGCCUGUCAGCAGCGUUAAUGAUUUAAAUAGCCCAUCAAAAGCGCAUACAACUUCUUCCGCGCCUCCUCAACCGAACAUUCCUAUGCCAAAGAAUCUGCCCAAACCGCCAUCAUCAUGGAGAUCACCGGAGAAAACAUCCUGCACUGUCCAAAGUGUGACGGAAAAGCAGCAUGUCAAUAGCACAAAUGCAGCUACUCUAUCUUAUACCGAUACUACCAGAAUCCAACAGAAGACGCAACAACCAACUCGGCCUUCCCAGCCGCAACUUCAUCAGCAGUCAUACUCGCAGUUUAACCAGUAUACCAACCUGAAUAUGAUGUACCCACCGGUACCGCUGCAGGGGAUCGCUCCACAGUACCAACCAAUGCCCCGAUACCAGCAUGGUCCAUUAAUUGCGAUGCAUCCUGUGAUGCACCAACAGCAACCACCACUACAUCACCAGCAACAAGCUUACCGAGGACAACAGUACAACCAACGGCAGCAUGGACCAAAUGGACCGCAGAAUCUAAGUUUCAAUCGAAACACACCGGCAGGGACUGGGGCGUUCGUUCCUCUGCAGGCCAUGCGAAAUGCUAAGAAUCGAAACAACAACUACUCUGGAAACAGUUCGAUUCAGAAUAAAACAGUAAUCAACCAGCGCCAGCAAUCGUCAGGGCCAAUAACUGCCUUUGCUCAACAAAACGCCGAACUGCGGCAGUUCGUCGAGCAGCAGCAAGAAGAGGCGAAGCAAGGAUUUGCGUCAUUCCUUUCAGCAAUUCAAAAAGUAUCUGAAUCUACGAACGUCGAUGAUGCAAAGACUAGCAAGUCCGAAGUGAAAACUAACGAACAUAUUCAAAACCAGAUUAAACCAGAUGCACAACCGCCGAAGAUCCGACAGAUGCGUAUUGCAGCCAAAUUCUCGCAGGCAGAGUAGUAGAAGUUUGCCGUUGAGUGAUAUUUCAGAGAUUUUUUUUCGUUCGCGUUGACCUAAGGUGACAUUCACUUUUGGCACGGGUUUUAACAUCUAUGAAGUACGUAACGUUUCUCGGAAGUUAGGUAGGCUUUCAAAGAACAAAUUUGAAUAUAUGCACCCUAAAUCAUCCGGGGUGCGUGCUUGGCUCUC